AUGAUCACUGAGAAGGCCCUGGAGGAGGCUCCGGCUUCCAGUAGUCUAGAAAUCGUAUCUGUUUCCGAAGAUGAGCUGCCAGUGGUGGACAUCGCCUUCUCUUACUUUAGAUUUUUCCUAGCAAAAACAAAAGUGGAUCCGGGAGAAAACAGAUCGGAGACCAGAGAAAGUGAUGGAUCCUCCAAGUGCCAUCCCGUCAUCCCCAUGAAAUAUGUCAUCAUCCUCCUCCUCGCCGUCCUGGCUAUCGCCCUGGUGAUUGCUACCGGCCUGAUUGUUCACUACACAUGUCCUGGGAAGAUCCGCUGCCAAUCCUCUUCCAAAUGUAUCCUGAAGUCCAAACGGUGCGACGGAGUCUACGACUGUCCAGACGGAGAUGAUGAACUCAGAUGUGUGCGGCUUAGCGGCCGGAUCGGCAUCCUGCAGGCGUUUGCCGCCGGCUCCUGGAAAACCGUCUGCUCUGAUGGAUGGAAAAGCUUGUAUGGGAAUUUGACAUGUAAGCAAUUAGGGUUUUCAAGUUUUGUGAGCAUCGGCUCUGUGGCACUGACCGCGGUGGAAGAACGGUUUAGACGGGAGUUUGUGUCCAUCACAAAAUCUUCAAAUCCUGACAUGCGGGAAACACUACUACAGCAGAUUCUACAGGGAAGUGAAUUCUGCUCCUCGGGAAAUGUCACUACAGUAAAGUGUGUGGUUUGUGGAAAUCGACCCAGUUAUUCUUCAUCCGCACGUAUCGUGGGAGGGAACAUAUCUGCAGAGGGACAGUGGCCUUGGCAAGCCAGUCUGACGUUCCAGGGCAUACACCUGUGCGGAGGCUCGCUCAUCAGUCCCCAGUGGAUAGUUACUGCCGCUCACUGUGUAUAUGACUUGUAUUUUCCAGAAUCAUGGAGCGUGCAGGUCGGGCUGGUGAACCAACCUCUGGAACCUCCGACUAAUUCGGUUCUGGUUGAAAAGAUCAUAUACCACAGCAAAUACAAAUCAAGCUCCAUGGCCAAUGAUAUCGCCCUCCUGAAGCUGGCCACACCCUUUACGUUCAAUGGUUUAAUACAACCAAUCUGUCUUCCAAAUUAUGGAGAAGAUUUCCCGGAGGGUAAAAUCUGCUGGAUAUCAGGAUGGGGAGCCACGGAGGAAGGAGGGGACACAUCUCAGACAAUGGACUAUGCUGGGGUCCCACUCAUAUCAAACAGAGUCUGUAAUAAAAAAUAUAUCUAUGGUGGAGUCAUAAGGCCAUCAAUGCUCUGUGCCGGCUUUCUGGAAGGUGGGGUGGAUACCUGUCAGGGGGACAGUGGGGGUCCCUUAGCCUGUGAAGAUAAGAAACUGUGGAAACUGAUGGGAACCACUAGCUGGGGUGUCGGCUGUGCGCUGAGGUAUAAGCCAGGAGUGUACACCCGAAUAACGUCUUUCCUGGACUGGAUCCACGUGCAGAUGGAGCAGGAACUGGAGUUUGUCAUGAAAUUAGAGAAGAAGGAGAAUAAGUCAGAAGAAGAUCAGAGACAGUUCGGUGUUCCUUUGGCGUCUGAUAAGACUGUUCAUCCGGUUAAUUGUUUGGAAUACUUAGGCAUUGUAAUUGACUCAGUGAAGGGGGAGUUUCGUCUUCCAUUGUUAAAGGUUAAUAAGAUACGCUCUGCUAUACCUGAAUUGUUGGCCUUCACAGGACUCACCGUAUGGAUCGUCGGCCAUUCCUUUGUGCACUGGGCCCAGCAAAGAGUGGUUAAGAGAUCAUACGGUGAUAACCUCUCCUUCUCCAUAGAUGAAGUCCGGAUUUUCUGGAAUGGGGUUACAGUACAACGUUGGGAAUGUUUGAUGGAUGUCAUUCUUGAGAUGUGCUCCUUGUAUUCAGAUUCUGACGUUAUUAUUUUUCAUGCAGGUGGUAAUGAUAUCGGAAAACCAAAUACUUGCUCUACCGUCUUUCCUCACAGAUUAGAGCUGAUUACAGGCAGCCAGACCGUUUAA
Messenger RNA from Bufo bufo (common toad), 1947 nucleotides. RefSeq names its product transmembrane serine protease 3 (gene TMPRSS3). Gene Ontology annotation, cellular component: membrane. Lineage: Eukaryota; Metazoa; Chordata; Amphibia; Anura; Bufonidae. The record is from RefSeq and is a predicted model, not a curated record. Gene Ontology annotation, biological process: proteolysis; acrosome reaction. Gene Ontology annotation, molecular function: protein binding; serine-type endopeptidase activity. The transcript is spliced from 17 exons. The coding region runs from base 1 to 1947 and encodes 648 amino acids.